This is a messenger RNA of Diorhabda sublineata, 3747 nucleotides long. It is a transcript of the gene Upf2, whose product is annotated as regulator of nonsense transcripts 2. The coding region runs from base 130 to 3519 and encodes 1129 amino acids. Gene Ontology annotation, cellular component: exon-exon junction complex; cytoplasm. The record is from RefSeq and is a predicted model, not a curated record. NCBI's taxonomy places the organism in Eukaryota, Metazoa, Arthropoda, Insecta, Coleoptera, Chrysomelidae. The transcript is spliced from 10 exons. Gene Ontology annotation, molecular function: protein binding; RNA binding. Gene Ontology annotation, biological process: nuclear-transcribed mRNA catabolic process, nonsense-mediated decay.
GAUUUGAUUGUUAUUUUAAUCUUGUCUAUGACUACAAUUUAUAAUUGUCAAAAUAUCGAUGAUGUUUAAAAGUGUCUUAGUACAGAUAAAAAUAUUAGAUAAAAUAAGAAAUAAAUAAAAUAAAUCAAAAUGACGAUUAAUGAAAAUUCGGAAGUUGAAGCGGAUCAAGAUGCAACCUCCAAAGUUGAUACCACUGAGAGUGAAACAAACAUUUUGACUUCUUUUAUUCAGGAGAUGCAAGAUAAAUUUGAAACGAAAAGGGAAUUAAGAGCGAAAAAUGCGAACGCUUCCAACACUAGACCUAGUGAUUCGUCUUUCAGCAAAUUGGACUCGAGUUUGAAGAAAAACACUGCAUUUGUAAAAAAAAUCAAGAAUUUCUCAUCACCACAUGUGGACAGCUAUCUCAAAGACAUGUCUGGUUUAAAUUUAUCCAAGUACAUAUCAGAAAUAGCAGCUGCGAUAGUUGACUCCAAACUUAAGAUGAGUGAUGUACCAGCUGCUGUCAAAUUAUGUAGUAUCUUACACCAAACUUACACAGAAUUCUCUCAACACCUUUUUGAAAAUUGGCAAAAAGCUUUAGCAGUGAAGGUUGGAGAAAAAAUUCCCAAUCCCAGCAAAUUACGCGUUGAUCUGAGAUUUUAUGCUGAUUUACUGCAAGCUGGUAUAUUCUCAAAUAAAAAUGCUUUAUCUUUACUUGGUUCAGUUUUGACGACACUAAUUAAUAUGGACAAAGAGGAGCACUUCAAUAUUGCUAUUAUUUUAAGUUUUUGUAAACAUUGUGGAGAUGAUUAUGCAGGUCUUAUUCCAAGAAAAAUGAAAGAACUAUCAACAAAGUAUGCAAUGGAAAUUCCAAAAAGUUCGUUCUUACCACCGGAAAAACAACAGAACGUUCGAGCUUUAUUGAAGGAUUAUUACAUUUCGCUUUCCAAACACUUGGUGAAAGAUCAUAUCGAAAUGCAAAACUUUGAAAAGCAGAAUUUAAGAAUACUUCAAACAAAAGGGGAAUUGAGUCAAGAGAGGAAGGAUAAACUUGAACAACUCCAAUCGGCUUAUGAGAAACUUUUAGCAAAUACACAAAAUUUUUCUGAUAUACUAGACGAAGAUAUGCCUGUGUUAAGAUCACAAACUUUACCUAAAGGUGAUGAAAAUAUGAUAGUAACUGGUUCCGGUACAGAUUUAGACGACACAUCAAAUAACGUUGAAAAUAUAUGGUGUGAUAUUGAAACCCAAAAAUUCUAUUGCGACUUACCAGAAUUGACUGUCUUUCUGCCAACUGCUUUUUUAAAUAAAGGCCAAACUCCUCCGCCGACAGAAACGGUAACUGAAGAAGUUUUGGAUAGUGAUUUGCCUGUUGAAGAAUUGGAAGAUGACAGUAAAGCUGAUGAACCGGUAGCCGCCGAAGAAGAAAUAGAAGAUUCAACUUCGAUAACAGCCAGUAAUAAAAUAGUCCUGGAAGCCUUUCUCAACAAUCUACCGAAUUGUGUAAAUCGAGAAAUGAUCGAUAAUGCGGCAAUCGACUUUUUGGUGACAUUAAAUAACAAACAUAAUCGUAAAAAGUUAGUUCGUACCCUUUUCGGCGUGAACCGUACCAGAUUAGAUUUGCUACCUUUUUAUGCUCGAUUUGUUGCCAUUCUACAUCCCGCUAUACCAGAAGUAGGUAGCGAAUUGUGUCAAAUGCUAAGGCAGGACUUUAAAUAUCACGUAAGGAAAAAAGAUCAGAUAAACAUCGAAUCAAAGAUUAAAGUAGCCAGGUUUAUAGGGGAACUAGUCAAAUUCAAAUUGUACUCAAAAAUAGAAGCCCUAUACUGCCUGAAAGUAUUACUGCAUGACUUUUCCAAUCAUCACAUCGAAAUGGCUUGUAAUUUACUAGAAGUAUGUGGAAGAUUUUUAUACUGCAGUCCGGAUUCCUACCAAAGAACCAAAGUCUAUUUAGAACAGAUGAUGAGGAAAAAAUCAGUGAUGGCAUUAGAUUCCAGAUAUGUAACUCAAAUAGAAAAUGCUUAUUACUACGUAAAUCCACCUGAAGUAGUUACAGUAACCAAAAAGGAAAGACCUUUGAUGCAUCAGUUUAUAAGGAAAUUAUUGUAUCAAGAUCUGCAGAAGAACAAUACGGACAAAAUAAUGAGACUUAUGAGGAAAUUAGAUUGGGCCAAUCCAGAUAUAGCUUCCUACGCUAUAAAAUGUUUAACUGGUGCACACAAUCUGAAAUACUUCAAUAUCAGGUGUUUGGCUAAUCUUUUGGCUGGUCUUGUGGCCUAUCAGGAAGAAGUUGGUACCAAGGUAGUAGACGGUGUUUUAGAAGACAUCAGAUUGGGAAUGGAAGUGAACCUUCCUAAAUUCAACCAAAGAAGAAUCGCGCAAGUUAAAUAUCUUGGUGAACUAUAUAAUUAUAGAAUGGUGGAAAGUUCUGACGUAUUCAAAGUAUUGUAUUCAAUAAUAUCGUUUGGAGUUUCAAUGGAUCCGACCGAGCAAUCACCUCUUGAUCCACCACACCAAUUAUUUAGAUUGCGAUUAGCCUGCGUCCUAUUAGAAACAUGUGGAACAUACUUCAGUAGUGGUAGCAGUAAAAGAAAAUUAGACUACUACCUAACAUUUCUUCAAGCUUAUUACUGGUUUAAGAAGAAGAUGUGGCAAGACGGAUUUCCUCCUAUGUUAGAACACAUAUUUAAAGAUACUUUAACGACUUUAAGACCCAAAUUGAACCUUUGUCAAAGUUACGAAGAAGCUAUUAGAGAAUUAAAUAACAUCAAAGUCACUUUGGGAGUGGAUAAACUUUUAGAAACAGGACAUGGUACUGGAGACGAAGAUGGUUUAGAUACUAUCGCGGAAACUGAUAAUGAAGAAGUAGCUGAAGAUGAAAUUUCGGAAGGUAUCACUGCUACCGUUACUGAUGAUACUGCUACGGAAGAUGAGACUGUCGAUCAUACACAAGGAUCAGACGACGAAGGAGAAAAUAUGACAAGCGAAGCAGAGCAAGAACCAGUUUCCGAAUCUUUGGCAAUUCCGAAAGGACCCAAAAAAGUCGACUGUCCGGAAGAUGAAGAUUUCCUUAGCGCCUUGGAUAAAAUGGUUUCCGAAAAUAUCCAAGAGAGAAUGAAAGAACCAGUCAAAGCCGGAAAUUUAGACAUAUCUGUACCAGUCGUACUUAAAACGAAUGUUAAAAGAACCUACGAACAGUUACAGGAAACUCCUAAUGAGAACGAUCAAGGAAAAAUAGGGUUUGUUCUGAUGGUUCGCAAAGGCAAUAAACAACAAUAUAAACAAUUCGAAGCCGAUGUAGAUUCGGAAUUAGCUCAAAACCUCAGAGAUCAAGAACAAGCUCAAAAAGAAGAAAAAGAAAAAGUGAAACGCUUGACUUUAAAUAUAACUGAACGAUUUGAAGAAGAAGAUUACCAAGAAAUGAUGCAACAACAGAGCAAACCAGUUACACAAAAUUUGAAUAGGGAAAGGAAAAAAUACCAACAUCUUAAAGGUACCCCAGACGCCGAUUUAAUAUUUGGCCCGAAGAAAGUCCGAUAAGAAAAGUUGAUCUUAGAAAACUGGCUAUCUCUUAUCAAUCGAAAAAUCCACGCGAUUGAGAUUUCCGUGGAAACUAAACGUCUUAUAUUCGUUGAUGUGUUGACGCUAAGAAUCUUUCAAUAGAAAUGAACCUUUUGAUGUAAUUAAAAGAUUUCGGAUAGUUCGAUAGGCGUUCUGUAGAUUUGUUUAUUUACAUUGCAAGAAUAAAUCGACAGUUAUUUGGUUAAA